CACUAGAAGCAGAAGCACAUUGCAGUUAGCCAGUGAGGAAAGAAUUUUUUUUUUUGUUUUUGCUCUUUGGUAGGGAUCUGAGGGAUCCACAGAGAAGCGUACAAACAUUCAUUUUGGAUAUUUUAUUUUCUGACUGUCACAAUGUCCAGAGUUACCAAUCUGUCGAAGCUGCGGCAAGAGAGGAUGAGGGAGAUCAACCAGCGGAAUAAAGAGAGAGAGCACAUGAGGGAGCGAGAGAAGGUGGCAAGGGAGAGGGAGGCACGUUACAGCAAUGGUCACCUCUUCACCUCAUUGACAGUGUCAGGAACCACACUCUGUUCAGCAUGCAACAAGAGUAUUACUGCCAAGGAGGCACUCAGUUGCCCUACUUGCAAUGUCACUAUCCACAACCGAUGUCGAGACACUUUGCCAAACUGUGCCAAAAUGAAACAGAGGCAGCAGAAGACUGCCCCAAUGCGGAAUAACUCCUUGCAGAAUGUUACACUGCGCACAAAAACUCCAGGAAUGCGUGAGCGUCCAAGUUCAGCCAUCUACCCUUCGGACAGCUUCCGACAGUCCCUGCUGGGAUCUCGCCGUGGUCGCUCCAGCCUAUCCCUGUCCAAGAGUGUCUCCACAAACAACAUUACAGGGACCCUGAAUGACGACUCUCCCCUGGGGCUGCGCAGGAUCCUUUCCCAGUCUACAGACUCCCUGAGCUUCAGGACCAGAGCCAUGUCAGUGGAGUCUCUCAAUGAUGACGGAGACAAUUACUACACUUCAGUAUUGGAAGAGUUGGAACUCGAGGGCCAGGACUUCAAGGCUGACUCAUGGAGCAUGGCUGUGGACAACAAUUACUUGCAGACACACCGCAAAAAUGUCAUCAAGAGGCAGGAUGUCAUCUAUGAGCUGAUUCAGACUGAGCUGAACCACAUGCGAACGCUGCGUAUCAUGGAAAGGGUGUUCCGGCAAGGCAUGCUGGACGAGCUUCAGCUAGACCCGUGCACCGUGCAUGCCAUGUUCCCCUGCCUGGACCAGCUGAUCAGGAUACAUUCCCAUUUCCUGGCACAGCUUCUCCUGCGGCACAACAGCAGCCUGCAGUCUGGAUCCAGCCGCAACUUCACCAUUCACCAGCUGGGGGACAUACUGCUGGAGCAGUUUUCAGGCCAGUGUGCGGACGACAUGCGAAAGACCUAUGCUGAGUUCUGCAGCCGCCACUUGAAGGCUGUCAAAUUAUACAAAGAACUGCUCGCCAGAGACAAAAAGUUCCAGUGCUUCAUACGGCGGAUGAGUCGUGGACCCUUACUACGUUGCCAUGGUGUUCAGGAGUGCAUCUUGUUGGUAACUCAGCGGAUUUCCAAGUAUCCUGUCAUUGUUCAGCGCAUUCUGGACAAUACCACUGAUGAUGGAGAAGAAGCCUCCUUGCUUGCCCAGGCUCUCUCCAUGGUCAGAGAACUUCUUAGUUCUAUAGACCAACAGAUGGAGGACCUGGAGCAAACACAGCGGCUGCAAGAGAUCCAGGCCAAGCUGGACCAGCGGUCUGAGGCCAAAGUAAGGGAUGGAGGAGUGUUCAAGGCUGGAGAGUUGUCCCGCCGGAGACUUGUCCAUGAAGGGACCCUUUUCUGGAAAACCCCGGGAUCCCGGCUCAAAGAUACACAGGUCUUAUUGAUGACAGACAUCCUGGUGUUUCUGCAGGAGAAAGACCAGAGAUACAUCUUUCCAUGUCUGGACAAGUCUCCAGUACUGUCCCUUCAGAACCUGAUAGUGAGGGACAUAGCCAAUCAGGAGCGUGGUAUGUUCCUCAUCAGCGACUCCUCUCCUCCUGAGAUGUACGAGUUCCAUGCUGCCUCCAAGGAGGAGAAGAAUAUCUGGAUACGCCACAUCCAGCGCACCGUCAGCAGGUGCCCAUCGAGAGAGGAGUUCCCCCUCAUAGAGACUGAACACAAGGCUCAUCUUAGGAGACUCAAAGCUGAGCUGCAGCAGAAGGACCGGGAGAUGCUGGAGCUCCUGCAGGAGAGGGUGACUCUGUUCUGUGAGCUGGCAGAGGUGACGAGUGGUCACGAGGGCCUACAACCUCCCAUCACUCGCUAUCUGUUCAGGGCAGACACCGCCCAAGCUCCGCGCGCAGAGAAACUGCUGCUGGACGCCACCACCGAGGUGGACAGGUUGAGUGAGCUCCUGCUGGGUUCCAGCGUGGACAUCCCUCUCCCAUGGCAGCACAACCACAUGGAGGUGGUAGAAACCAGUGAUCAGGAUCUGUCGCUCAAUGGAGCACAGGAUUUCUUUGCAGCAAAGAAGAUCUAUCAGAGGCUGGUGAAUCUCAGUGUUUAUCUCCAUGCACUUCAGGGUGCUGUGAUCAAACAAGACUCCAUUUUGGAGCUGCUACUGCAGCCACAGGAUACCGUGGCACCAGCUGCAGGAGGAGUAUGGCGUCCUUUCUGGAGAGAUGGUGGAAAUCGGGAGGCCAAUCCAGGGUCGACCAUCGGGGAGCUGGCUCUUUUGCAGAGACAACACAGCCUGUUGCAGGAGGAGCUGCUGAGGCUGCGGGAUGCCGAGAGCCGGUUCAAGGACAGUGAGAGAGCCCGGGCAAAGCUAGAAAAGCAUGUCCGACACAUGAAGGUCUGCAGCGGGAACACGCCUGCCUCCCAGCAGCUAGGGGAGCAGGAUUCUCAACCUGCAUCUCUGCAGCCAGUAAAGGAGGUCUCAACCGGAGCUGACACCCUGUGGGCCAGCCAGCAACCAGCCCACCAAUCAGAUGGCCUUCAGGACGGCAGUGAUGUGGAGGUAGACAUGACGUCAGAUGAUGAUGAUGAUGAUGAUGGGACAGCAUCUGAAAGCUCCAAAGAUCUUCAAGAUAUUCCAGAGGAGAUCUGAUCCUUGGCAUGUUUCACAGGGCUACUGAGCCUACACCUAUAGCCAUGGGCGUUUUAUGACAGUCUCACACACUUUUUUUAAAACGAUUAGUCCCACACACACACACACACACACACACACAGACACUUUUUUGUCGAUAAUGCAUCAAGAGCAUCGAUCUUUCCACUCGCACUCUGAAUCUAGGCGUCAUUAUCAAAUCCAUUCUGCUUCUGCUAAUUGAGAGAAUGCUCAAAUCAAUGAAACUCCAUUUCGCGUUUCCGCUGCUACCUUGCACCCAGAUUCACACACAUACACGCGAGCGACAGAGCGCCACAGUUUAAGAGACAGAGGGGCAGAGAAGGUGGAAGGUGGAAUACUGCACGCAAUGUUUCUGUAAGUUAUUAUAACUCACUUUUUGACUCGUGCCCGUUGACAGCCCUAAGUACAGGUGGGAAUGCACCCAGGACGCAUUCAAGAUGCAUUGAGAUCCCAUCACUCAGACUCUAGGCCACAUGUGUUCUUAUAGCAGUGAGAACUAGAAUGUGUCCGGGGCCACAUUAAGGCCCGCUGACUCCACUGUGAGCCAAACUACGUACGUACUCCUUCAAAGUAUUUCUCAUGAUACAGAAACCACUGAGUGUGAGUUCUGUUUUGGAUGCUAAUAUCAGAAUGUUGGGGAUGUGUGGCUGUUUUUGUUCCUCUGCUGCCUGCUCUCAUAUCCCCGGCUGUCUGGAGCUCUGCGCAGUGCCGUUGUCUAGAAAAGGCAGCCAUUACAAAUAACCCUAUUUUAAGCUUCAUAAAACUUUCCCAAAUUCACCUAUAUGUAGGACAUAACAACAGACACUCCAUUCUUACAUUGUCUCCUUCUGGCGAUUAUCCUUGAAAUGAAUGUCGUUGAUCCAGACUAGCAGGAACAGUAACAUGUUAUAAUAUAGAAACUUAUGUCGACACACAGACAGACUGUGCGUUACAGUGACACCCGGGACAAGAACAGGACAUGAACCCCGGUCUCCUGGGUGAAAGUCCUACGUCAUGGUGGACCCGCUGCUCUGCCUACUGCGUCCCAUACAGACGCUAUCUGAUGCUGAG
Molecule: messenger RNA, 3918 nt
Organism: Perca flavescens (yellow perch)
Lineage: Eukaryota; Metazoa; Chordata; Actinopteri; Perciformes; Percidae
Gene: arhgef2a
Product: Rho guanine nucleotide exchange factor (GEF) 2a
Exons: 22
Coding region: 142-2850 (902 amino acids)
Biological process (GO): actin filament organization; regulation of Rho protein signal transduction; positive regulation of neuron differentiation
Cellular component (GO): ruffle membrane; cytoskeleton
Molecular function (GO): microtubule binding; guanyl-nucleotide exchange factor activity
Source: RefSeq, a predicted model, not a curated record